Molecule: messenger RNA, 2730 nt
Organism: Spirodela intermedia
Lineage: Eukaryota; Viridiplantae; Streptophyta; Magnoliopsida; Alismatales; Araceae
Source: the annotation of a GenBank genome assembly
AUGGGUCAGAAGAAGCCCUCUCUGCGCAGCAAGGCGGCGCAUCUGGUCUCCGAUAUCACCACCGUCCUCCUCAAUCCCAUAUCCGACGAGCCAUCUACUCCACGUGUGAGUGUUUUCUCCUCCUCGCUCCAUCUUGCCCUCCGUUUGGGGCAGUUUCCGAGAUGUUUGUACGCGAUCAUCGCUUUCCGUCUCGAGGGCACGGAUUUUAGACAAACUGGUUCUCGUCCCACGAGAGUGAUCCCACUGGAGGAAAAGAUAGCUUCAGCUGUUCUUCAAGAAACCGAAUAAGCAGAAGGAUACUUAAGAUUUUUAAGGCUAGAACAAUCUUUCAAUCGGAGACGCACCAUUGUUCUGGAUCAAAACAGUUGCUCCUCCUGAUCAGGUCGUGCAGAGUGGACGCCACCUCAUUUCGCGGUGUUUGCUUACCUCAUUCGCUCGAUUAUACUGUCGUCUUAUGGCUCAUCUCAGGAAAAUCUGUUGUCUCUAGGGUUUAUGUGGCUUAAUACGAUCGUGAUCAAGAAUUUACGAAUCAGCUGUAAUUUUAAAAUCGAGAUCAUCCAACUGUAGAACGCCCUCAUAGUUGUUCUACAAAAUAAUUUUGAUUUAUAAUGGCAUCUUAAAAUUUUGAACGGGUAUAUCUUCUGAGUUGGGCGUCUUGCAUUUCUUCCACAAAAAAAAAAGAAAAUUUGGCAAAUGUUUUAAAAUAAUUCUCCGUUAUUACAUUACACUAAAAAUCUUAGAGAGCCGCCGCCUCUCGGGAGCUCAUCGUUUUCUUCUGAUCGUUGACCUCAGUUUUAUCAUCUCCUUACUGUUUUCCUCGUAUCGGAUUUGGCCAGGGGGACGGUGCAGCAAAGGAAAGCCCGGAAGAAGAAGCUCCAGAAACCGAGUCCAAGGUCCUGGUCGGGCCCGAUACAUCCUCUUUUACCGCGUUCUUGGCUUCACUUCUGUCAUCUGCGGAGUCUAGCGAUCAUUUUAGCGUUCAACCCGAGGAACCCCGUGCCAGGACGGAGGAGGUGGCGUCCUCCUCCUCUGGGAUCAAUGAGAAUGCUGGAAGAAAAGGCUUGUUCUCCAGAGGGAAGCAGUCCCUUGGUAAAGCUCUCCAGAAGGCAUCUAGAAUGGGUGGCUAUAGAGAUAAAAGAUCACACCCAAGGUCUGACUCCGAUUUGACGAAUGGUUCGAGCCUCUCUUCGCAUGGGCCGAUGCCGGUGAACUCCCCCAAGAACAGUGCGUCUCAGAUUAGUCUUCCAGCGAUGUCGGAGCCCUCGUUGCUUCUUUCAGAAAGCUUCCGAGGUGAUCUUUAUGCCUCACUGCCGGCAGUAACACAGGGGAAACAUUGGGUCCUUCUCUACAGGUGCGCAUAUGGAUGCUCGAGGCGGAAGUAACUCCGAUACGAGGACUAAGGAAUCUGAUCGCUGAUAAUUUCUUCUGUGUGUUUUUCAGCACAGCGAGGCACGGGAUAUCACUCUCCACGCUGUACAGAAGAAGUUUGCUUUGCCCGGGUUUCUGCUUACUGGUGAGGACCCAACCGUGGAUGUUUAUGUUCUUUACCUCUAGAGGUAGAACGAGCAUUAAAAAUCUGCGCACCAUUUUUUUUGCAUUCCAGUUCUUUAUAUACAUUUUAAUUCAAAAAGAGAGCUCAAACAGAUGGAUAUCAUAUUUUUUGAGCUAAAUCUGAUGAAUUUUGGAGAUCCCCUGCUAAAUUUCGAGAUAAAGGCUUCUGAUCUGAUGUAUUUUUAGGCCGGAUCUCUGGAAUCACAGGUUCUUCUCCCGAUAAAAAUCAUCCCUUUCCACCCUCAAAUUUGCAAGACAGCCUGAGAUAUAUUCGGCUUUAGAACCACCAUCGGCUCUGAGACUCUGUUCAAAUUACUGGCAGGGCCAUGUCUUUAUACUCUCGAUGAUGCUAAUCAGAUACUCUUGCGUAGGUUGUCGGGGACCAGAUGGGCGCUGUAUUUGGGGGUUUGCUUGAGGCGCCGCUCCUUCCAUCCAGUAAGAGGAAGUAUCAGGUACCUCAGAAUGGGUUCUCCUCACUCACUACUCGCAACAAAUGCAGCUAAUAUUCGCCAGAGUUGACUAUGUAUUUUGCCAUUUCAGGGAACGAAUAGCACCUUCAUCUUCACCACUCUCUCUACCCCUCCCUCCAUUUUCCGCCCGACAGGUGCCGGACCGCCCAUUUUUGACCGAUUAACCAUGCUUUCUCAAGCACCUGACCGAUGAUCGGACGCCUGCAGGAGCUAACCGGUACUUCUCCUUGUGCUCUCCCGACUUCCUGGCCAUCGGAGGCGGUGGGCACUUUGCGCUCUACCUGGACGGCGAUCUGUGAGCGCCCUCCCCUUGCUGAGACCAGCUUUUCUCUCCCGUUUGGCCAUUUCUGGCCAUUUUUCAUUCAGCUCCACGAUAAGCUAGACUCCCGUGCUAAAAAGAGACGCUUGGGUCAACAGUCUGAGCGGAUCGAGCUCCACAUCGGAGACCUUUGGCAACCCCUGCCUCGCACAUUCCGAAGAUUUUCAGGUCAAAGAAGUCGAGGUACGAGCAUUCUUCAUCAUCUUUAUCUAUCUUUCUUUGAGCUUAUGGAUCUUUUGAGUGGAUAGAAAGGGAGAGAGGGGCUGAGGCUGCUACUUCUGCUGCUGCCUCUGUGAAAUGCAGCUGUGGGGCUUCGUGUACGCCUCAAAGUAUGACGAGAUGAUGGCGCUCUGCCACGCCGAAGCCGCCGCCGGCAUCUGCCGCUGGUGA